AUGGUUGAGGCUUCAAAUAAAUUGGGGGAUGUCCCAAUUCAUUUUGCCACAACGGAGGAGGAGAAGAAAUCUCGACAACAUGAAAUUGAUUCAAGAUCAGUGUUUAUAAAGGGAUUGCAUCAAGAUAUUACACCGAAUGAAAUUGAAUCGUAUUUUAAUACGAUUGGAUGUGGUGAUGCUAUUUUACGUAUUACUGUGUUUGACGAAAGGAGGAAAAAGGGUAGAAAGAAUAAAAAUGUUACAUUGUGUGCAUAUGUGGAAUUCCAAUCCUUGGAGAGUCAUACUCGUGCAUUGGAAUUGAACGAAUGUGUAUUUGAUGGUGGAAUGCUUCGUGUGUUUAAGAAAAGAACAAAUUUACCAGCUUCUAAGAGACACAAUGGGUAG
This is a messenger RNA of Naumovozyma castellii, 384 nucleotides long. RefSeq names its product Sgn1p (gene SGN1). The record is from RefSeq and is a predicted model, not a curated record. The coding region runs from base 1 to 384 and encodes 127 amino acids. The transcript has a single exon. NCBI's taxonomy places the organism in Eukaryota, Fungi, Ascomycota, Saccharomycetes, Saccharomycetales, Saccharomycetaceae.